GUUAAUUUGAAAAACAAUGGCUGCAAUCGUCACCAACUUCAUCUGCUUUAGCUUGCAAACGCUUACCAGUUCAAAGAUUUUUCCUUUUUUUACUUAUUCUCUUCUCAUUAUCAAACACCCACAAAAUCUUACUGAAGAACAUUCAACAAGGUUUGCCCAAUCACGCAUAAAACCCUCAACCACCCUCUUAAUUGUCAAAUGAUAAUUACGCGCAUAUCCAUGUGAACGCAGGGAGAGGAUAUCGUUAUUAUUUGGCAUAAAAUCGUAUGCACGCAACCUGUUUGAUUAAAUGUCUCUUUGAUGUGGUGGAUGGUUUGGAUAUUUGGAUAAAUACAAGGUGUUCAUUUUGAGCCAUAUUUGGGAAUUGGUGUACCACACAAUAUCCUCGGGAUGUCCGAAUUAAGAUUUUCAUGGUUCAGAGUGGUAUGGGCCAUGAGUUUGUUGCUUGUUGUUGCAGACAGUCAGUCUACUCAUCCUACCGAAGUGACAGCACUGCAGGUUAUUAGGCGAAGCUUUGAUGAUCCAGAGAAUAGUCUCAGUAACUGGAACCGUGGAGAUCCAUGUGUAUCAAAUUGGACUGGGGUCUUGUGUUUCAACACAACCAUGGACGAUAACUAUCUUCAUGUGCAGGAACUGCAACUACUGAAUCUCAACCUUUCAGGAACUUUAUCUCCAGACCUAGCACGGUUAUCUUAUAUGGAAAUAUUGGAUGUCAUGUGGAACAAGAUAGGUGGGAGUAUACCAAAAGAGAUCGGUGAACUUGCAAAUUUGAGACUCUUGCUCUUGAAUGGAAAUCAACUAACAGGCUCCUUGCCAGAAGAGAUUGGUCAUCUCCCUAAUCUGGACCGAAUACAAAUUGACCAAAAUUUUAUAUCUGGACCAAUACCAACGUCAUUUGCAAACUUGAACAAGACAAAGCACUUCCAUAUGAACAAUAACUCACUUAGCGGACAAAUUCCUCCUGAGCUAUCUAGAUUGCCAGAUCUUGUUCACUUGCUGCUUGACAAUAACAACUUAUCAGGCUAUCUUCCUCCAGAGCUCAGUGAACUGCCAAAACUACUUAUACUUCAACUUGACAACAAUCACUUUGAUGGAAGUAUACCUCCCUCUUAUGGCAACAUGGUUCAAUUGUUGAAGUUGAGUUUAAGGAAUUGCAGCUUGCAAGGACAAAUCCCUAAUCUUAGCAGGAUACCAAAACUUGCUUAUAUAGAUCUCAGUAACAACAAUCUCAAUGGAUCCAUACCGGCCAUGAAUCUUUCUGAUGAUAUCACAACAAUAGAUCUGUCAAGGAAUCGGCUUACUGGAACUAUUCCUCCCAGCUUUUCGGGCCUUCCUGUUCUACAAAGACUGGCUCUUUUCAACAACUCAUUAAGUGGCACAGUUCCAUCUACUAUUUGGCAAAACAGGACUUUCAAUUCAACCGAAGAACUUACUCUGGAUAUGAAAAAUAAUAGGCUUUCAGGCAUUUCAGGCAGUCUUGACCUCCCUCCAAAUGUCAACCUUAGGCUCCAAGGAAACCCUGCAUGCUCAAAUGGCAGCAUGGAAGACUUCUGUGGCUCUUCGAGUGCAUUAGUCAGUCAUCUGCAGAGCACCCCAUCAAACUCAACCGAUAACUGUGAACCACAGUCAUGCCCAACAUUUUACGAAUAUGCACCAGGGUCUCCUGUACGAUGCUUUUGUGCUGCACCACUACUUAUUGGUUAUCGGUUAAAGAGUCCAGGAUUCUCAGAUUUUGCGGCAUAUUUCUAUCCAUUUGAGGUGUACCUAACCUCUGGUCUUGAAAUAAAGCGUUUUCAGCUUGACCUUACAUAUGAAUGGGAAAAGGGUCCUCGAUUACGAAUGUCUUUGAAGAUUUUUCCUGAAUUUACUGGAAAUAAUUCUAAUACCUUCAAUAGCAGUGAAGUGUUACGGAUAAGGGACUUGUUCACACAGUGGGAGAUUCCAGAUAACAGCAUUUUUGGACCUUACGAGCUUCUUAAUUUCACACUAUUGGAUCCUUAUAGAGAUGUUAUUCCCACCACCACCUCCUCCUCUUCUGGUGUAAGCAAGGGUGUAGUGGCAGGCAUUGUGAUAGGGGCUAUCAUAGGUGCGGUUUUACUCUCUGCAUUUGUGUCACUUUAUAUCUUACGGUUGAACCGGAGGAAGUACCAUGCAGUUUCAAAAAGACGCCAUGUUUCCAGGGCCUCCCUUAAAAUCGAAGGAGUGAAAAGCUUCACCUAUGAAGAAAUGAAACACGCUACAAAAAAUUUUGAUGUUGCCAGUGAAGUUGGGCAGGGUGGGUAUGGAAAGGUAUACAAAGGUAUCUUCGCUGAUGGGACCGUUGUCGCCAUUAAACGAGCCCAGGAGGGAUCACUACAGGGCGAAAAAGAGUUCCUUACCGAAAUAGAGUUAUUGUCAAGAUUGCAUCAUAGAAAUUUGGUUUCUUUGCUUGGAUUUUGUGACGAAGAAGGCGAGCAGAUGUUGGUUUAUGAGUUCAUGUCUAAUGGCACUCUCAGAGAUCACUUAUCAGCUACAGAAAAGUAUAAAGAAUCGUUCAGUUUUGCUACGAGAUUAAGAAUUGCAUUGGGUUCAGCCAAGGGUAUUCUCUACCUACAUACGGAAGCUAAUCCUCCGAUAUUUCAUCGAGAUAUCAAGGCCACGAACAUCUUACUUGACUCCAGACUCGUUGCAAAGGUAGCAGAUUUUGGACUUUCACGACUUGCUCCAGUUGCUGAUUUGGAAGGAAUUGUUCCUGGUCAUGUAUCGACAGUCGUUAAGGGAACCCCAGGGUACCUUGACCCAGAGUACUUCUUGACUCAUAAAUUAACCGACAAAAGUGACGUUUACAGCUUGGGUGUCGUAUUUCUCGAACUCUUGACGGGAAUGCAUCCGAUCACACAUGGCAAGAACAUUGUUCGAGAGGUUAAUAUUGCUUAUCGAUCCGGCAUGAUAUUCUCCGUCAUCGAUUCAAAAAUGGGAUCUUAUCCAUCUGAAUGUGUCGAAAAGUUUGUGACCUUAGCCCUCAACUGUUGUAAGGAAGACACGGAUGAACGACCAUCGAUGGUCGAAGUCGUUCGUGAACUCGAAAACAUAUGGCAUAUGAUGCCCGAAUCCGACUCGAAAACCCAUGAUUCAAUCGAUAUCGAACACGGGAAGAAUGUGUCUUCUCAAUCUUCAUCCUCUACAACAAAGAACCCGUAUGUUUCCACUGAUAUAUCUGGCAGUGAUCUUGUUAGCGGUGUUGUUCCCACCAUUGCACCUAGAUGAACAAGAAUCAUAUACUCUUUUUAUGUAGUUAUAGUUGAUUUUUGAAUUGGGGUUUCUAUUUUACGGAGGUAGGUUCUGUGUACAUCUUAUCCUCCAGAUCCUGUCUCUGUAUCUGUAUGGGAUAUACUGGAUUCGUUUGAUUUAGUAUGAUAAUUAGGGGGUAUUUAACACACGAUAAAUAAUGUAUUAAGGAAGACAUAUUUAUAUACGUAUAGGAAACACCGAUUGUGUAUGUGGAAA
Molecule: messenger RNA, 3486 nt
Organism: Cynara cardunculus var. scolymus (artichoke)
Lineage: Eukaryota; Viridiplantae; Streptophyta; Magnoliopsida; Asterales; Asteraceae
Product: probable LRR receptor-like serine/threonine-protein kinase At1g06840
Exons: 21
Coding region: 391-3246 (951 amino acids)
Biological process (GO): protein phosphorylation
Molecular function (GO): ATP binding; protein binding; protein kinase activity
Source: RefSeq, a predicted model, not a curated record